Eremomyces bilateralis CBS 781.70 is the source of this 750-nucleotide messenger RNA. RefSeq names its product HIRA-interacting protein 5. The record is from RefSeq and is a predicted model, not a curated record. The annotation marks the transcript as partial. Gene Ontology annotation, biological process: iron-sulfur cluster assembly. The transcript is spliced from 3 exons. Gene Ontology annotation, cellular component: mitochondrion. Gene Ontology annotation, molecular function: iron ion binding; iron-sulfur cluster binding. NCBI's taxonomy places the organism in Eukaryota, Fungi, Ascomycota, Dothideomycetes, Eremomycetales, Eremomycetaceae.
UCACGACGGACGAUCUUCAUCCAGACCGAAGGGACGCCGAAUGCAGAUGCGCUCAAGUUUAACCCGAACACUCGUGUCCUACCGGAAGCCUUCCCUUCCACCUUUGUGGAAUACCUCUCUCCUCGAUCCACCCUCGCUCCGCCGCACCCAUCCCCGCUCGCCGGUCAACUCCUCAAUGUCGACGGCGUCACAGCGGUCUUCUUUGGCGCCGACUACAUCACCGUGACGAAAGACAGCAGUGUGCCGUGGGAGCACAUCAAGCCGGAGGUGUUCUCGCUGAUCACGGAAUAUGUGACCUCGGGGCAGGCGAUGGUGACGACGGUGGCGAGAGGGACGGCAGAAGGAGACGAGGGGCAGGAGGCGGAGGAGAAGGAUAGUUUGGCGUAUGAUGAGGACGACGACGAGGUGGUGGGGAUGAUCAAGGAGUUGCUGGAGACAAGGAUCCGGCCGGCGAUUCAGGAGGAUGGAGGGGACAUUGAGUUCCGUGGGUUUGAGAAUGGUACGGUGAUGCUAAAGUUGCGGGGAGCGUGCAGGACGUGCGAUAGCAGCACGGUGACGUUGAAGAACGGGAUCGAGAGUAUGAUGAUGCACUAUAUCCCCGAGGUCACGGCGGUGGAGCAAGUCGCGGAUCCGGAAGAAGAGAUUGCAAUCAAGGAGUUUGCGAAGUUCGAGGAGAAGUUGAAGCAGCAGAGGGGUUACGAGGUGCCGUCUACGACAGGGAAAGGCUCGUUGGACACGGUGGAGGGUUAA